CAAGAAUAGGCCUAGUGAAUACGGUACGGUACCAGUAAUAGUACCGUAGGUAUCUGGGCUUCACCCCUUUGAACUUUUGAAGCCAGUGAAGGGGUAGUUUGCAAGUGCUUCAGUAAAUGAUUUUGGCACAAAGACAUUCCUGACUCCGUAAUCUUCGUGUGCCGCACUUUGAACAGCGGCAGUCAUUGCUUUCUCUACCGUGGUACUGCGGCAGAACCUGCGCUGCUGCCCAAAGAGACAAUUAUGUCAGGUGGACAGUCCUUGCGGUGUCUCGUCGGCGCCUCGAUGGUCGCUUUAGCCGCAGCAAAGUUUAGCUCAUCCGUAGUAGCCUCCCGGGGCUGGAACGCCUGGACGCAUCCAGGACGGUGGUUGGAACGGGUCAUGCGGGACAAGCCCGAUGGUUACAUCAUCAACUUCGGGGCGCACCUCAACCUGAACGCGCCGCGGACCAUGUACUUUGACCCUGUAAGUGUGUGGCAGCGCAAAAAGACCGCACGCGGCCUCGCAGUAGACGCGGAUGACGACAUGAAAUGGACCGGUCCCGGCGUCGCGCGACGGACCACGUUCAUUGAGCCCGCCGGAGUCGCUGCACUCUUAAAUGAGACGCGCACGCCCCCAAAACCCCGGUUACUCAAGGUUGACAUCGACUCAUUCGACGCCGUCGUGGUGAUUGCCGUCCUCGAAGUGCGGUCUCCGGACUUCGUGUACGUCGAGAUCAACGAGCGUGCACCGCCGCCAACUUGCUAUUGCAACGAUCGCACGUCGCCGCGGAGCUGGCGCCGACUCGCUAACGACGCAUACGGCUGCUCUCUCCAGGGCUAUGUAAACGCGCUCGCGCCGCGGGGCUACGCGCUCGUUGGGGUCGCAUUCAAUAACGCGCUCUUCGUGCGCCGCGACCUGGCGGUCGAGGUGGCGCAAGACAUCGGGGGGCGGCUGCCGACCGCCGCUGAGGCGUUCGCCGCUGGCUACGCCAAGCGCCCGGACCGCGACGCUGUCUUUCCGUGGAACGUGAAGAAGAAAAUAUUCUACGACGAUCAGCUGCCUCUCGACGUACGUCUCGACGCGAUGGAACACUAUCCGUCCUUCGCGCUCUCGGUAGACGCAAAUCAGGCCACCUUUGUGCGUGAGGCCGACGACUCUUUCCCGUGUCGAUCGGCAGUCCCAGAGACGCAUUCGCCGCACCACGAGCUAUUCCGGUCCCUUGCAGACGGCACGACUAACCACAGCCGACAGUAUGUCGCCGCCGUGCACGAUGUCCUCUACGGCAAGGGGCCUGCGGCAGACCAGCGCGCCAAGGCCCGGGACAGACGAGGCAAGGGCGCGAACGCGGGAGCCGUUGUGUAGGAGAGCAGAAGGUAGGGCAGCCCCGUGCCAUUUUUUUACCCGGGCCAUGACUUCUGUGAGGAGUACCAGAUCGCCCGACUCCUCACGCACUCGGUGUCCUCGACGAGGGGGGCACCGGAACUUAAAGUCGCCCCGGCAGUGGCCCGGUCCAACAUAAACCCCUGGGACAAGCCUGAGUCACAAGUGCCGGCCCGAGUUCUAGGCCUGGGUGCAAGUCUGAGGACUUCAAGUUAUAUCUACAAGUUAUGCCUCAUAAAUAAUUCAGCCUGGCUUGAAAUCAGUACUCCAAGUUCUCUAAGUUGAAAAGGACCAAGAUUGGAAUCAAUACCUCGUUGCAAAUUUUGAUUACAAAUAUUAUUAUCUGGCAUGAUACGAUGGUGGUCCGGUCUCUAGUCCCUCUACUAUGGGCCAGUAGCGUAGUACCCUUACGCCGCGCGUGGAACUUGAAGUCGCGCCCGGUGACCCGGUCCAACUCGAAUUCAAAAGAAGUUCCUCAAAAGAGUUCUUCAAGUUCAUGAUGCGUGGUUGUGGACAAAGCAAAAUAUUCAUCAUUGAUGCCUGCACUUCUAGCCAGCACUUAUACCGGGGAGCUUCGGCAAAGCUAAUUAUCAUGAUUCAAGUUUGC
Messenger RNA from Pelagomonas calceolata, 1969 nucleotides. The record is from the annotation of a GenBank genome assembly. NCBI's taxonomy places the organism in Eukaryota, Pelagophyceae, Pelagomonadales, Pelagomonadaceae.